AUGGGUGGAGGUGGAAAGAUCCCGUACCCCAAGGAAGUCUGGUCACCGGCUGGUGGUUGGUACGCCCAGCCUGCCAACUGGAAGGCCAACACUGCCAUCAUGGGCGCCUUCAUGAUUGGUGUAGCUGCCAUCGCCUUCGGCAUCAGCGCCGACCGCGAGUACCGCGACAAGAUGCCCGAGCCGGGUCGCUUCUUCCCUAGCCGAUACUGGAGUCGCCAGAUUCGAGAACAUGAGAAGCAGCAGACCGCAAACCAGUCAUAG
Molecule: messenger RNA, 261 nt
Organism: Penicillium cinerascens
Lineage: Eukaryota; Fungi; Ascomycota; Eurotiomycetes; Eurotiales; Aspergillaceae
Exons: 3
Coding region: 1-261 (86 amino acids)
Source: RefSeq, a predicted model, not a curated record